This is a messenger RNA of Puccinia triticina, 654 nucleotides long. RefSeq lists its product as uncharacterized. The transcript has 2 exons. Bases 1 to 654 code for a protein of 217 amino acids. Gene Ontology annotation, cellular component: mitochondrial large ribosomal subunit. The record is from RefSeq and is a predicted model, not a curated record. Gene Ontology annotation, biological process: mitochondrial translation. Gene Ontology annotation, molecular function: structural constituent of ribosome. Lineage: Eukaryota; Fungi; Basidiomycota; Pucciniomycetes; Pucciniales; Pucciniaceae.
AUGUGCACGAUAGGACUUCAACCUCGCCGAUGGCAAAAGAUACUCCACUCGUGGCCUCAUCAGUCUUCUCGAGCGGCCAGCUCAACCUCUCAUUCGGUCGUUCAACCAUUGGCUCCGAUCUUUAACCGACGCGAGAAAAAGAAACUCAGACUUGCUUUCCCUAGACCCGAUAAAUCUCCUCAGGUAUUGCAUCCUGCUCUCCCGCCAAGCUUUGUCAACCGGGUUACACUGGCCGACGGCUCCUCCUUUUACCUGACCUCAAGAUCGCCUAGACCGACGAUUACGCUUGCCCGAGACGUCACCAAUCAUCCGCUCUGGAAUCCAUCUUUAGCGCGAGAAGUAGCCGACCAAGAUCAAUCAGGAAGAAUGGGACGUUUUGCACGUCGAUAUGGGGGCCCCAAACCCGAUUCCACCGCUCCUGACUCACUCGAGUCGAUCCAAUCUGGAGCUCAAUCCCCCAUCCAGGAAUCUGAUAAGAAACCCGAUCAACCAACUCAAUUACCAAACCUAAAUCAGAACGCACUCGAUAAACAUGGCUUUGGAGUCGACGAUCUUCAAUGGAUCUCUGGUGAAUCUAAUCAAUCUUUCUACGGUAUCGGGAACGCUAAAAAUAUUAAAGGGCUGAAGAAAACUGGUCCCGGUUCUAAAAAAUAA